Molecule: messenger RNA, 270 nt
Organism: Adineta ricciae
Lineage: Eukaryota; Metazoa; Rotifera; Eurotatoria; Adinetida; Adinetidae
Source: the annotation of a GenBank genome assembly
AUGAGCUUGCAUUCGUACGCAUAUUGUGGGAUCCCAAUAGGUGAUCAAUACCGUUCACAGAGUUUCUGUGCUAGAGCUAUCGAUAAUGCAAAUCUUCAAUCGAAUCAAUGGUGUUUUACAUUCUUAGUUGGCUUCGAAUCGCCAGAUAUUAUCCGGCCAACACUUGCUCAAGGCUCAGCAUCACCAGUCGGCACUAUAUUUCAAAACCAUACCUUAUUCUCUAUUCCAAGUCGCACUCUUUCCAUUACGUUUUCACAGAAAUUGAACUAA